UACGGACAAGGAAAUGAGAGUACAGCUUAGCGAGCUCAUUAAAACACAGAUGUCCCGCUUGCUGCCGUCAGAUUUUCACGAAUAUUGUGUGUUAAGUAGCUAAAUUAGUACGUCAGACCAGUUGUUUAGUGAAGAUAUGAAAUUACUUUUCCUUGCUUGUCUCAGCCCCAAAACUGGGAACCAUACUACAGCUGAGAGAAUAAGGUCCUACAUUGAAUCUGCAGGACACACGUGUGAGCUCAGAGAUGCAGGAGAAUUUCAGUCUCCCGCUGAUGUGGUAAAUCUGGUAUCUGAAAAUCCUCAGUUUGAGGCUGCGCUGGCUAUUCAUCUUUUCAAAGCAGGCAGGCUUCUCGUGGACAUUCAAAUACCCUUUGGCGUAAUCUUUGGCGGCACAGACAUUAAUGAAGAUGUGAAAGUUGAGCAGAAGCGUGUGGUUAUGCAACAGGUGCUACUGAAAGCCAGGUUUGCUGUUGCAUUUACUGACAAACUGAAAGAAGAGGCAGAGUUAUUUUUGGUGGCCCAGAGCAGCAAAAUCUAUGUCCAGCCCCAAGGCAUCCAAACAGAAGUGACUGAGAAAUUCUGCUGGACUGAAUUCUUGAGGAGCUCAGGUAUAAGGACUGAGCAUGCGGAUGAGCUGCGUGUCUUCUUAUUGGUCUGCGGCCUCAGAAGAGUCAAGGACCCCCUCUAUUUGGUGGACGUUUUUUCAAAGUGGCAUUGUGAGAAUUUGCUGAAUGUAUUAGUCAUUAUUGGGCCCAAGAUUGACCCUGUGCUUACUGCUGAAGUAGAAGCAGUUGUUAAAAGAACAGCAGGGGUCUUCUUGGCCCAGGAGAGGUGUCAACAGGAGCUUCACGCUGCCAUGAAAAGGUGCUUCGCUGUGGUCAACAGCUCUAUUUCAGAGGGCAUGUCAGCAGCCAUCUUGGAGGCCAUGCAUCUUGGGGUACCUGUGCUGGCUAGAGAUAUUCCAGGAAAUGCGGCUGUGGUACAGCACGAGGUCACUGGCCUUCUGUAUUCUUCCCCUCAGGAAUUUGUGCAUCAAUCUCAGAGGCUGUUGUCAGAUCAUGAGCUGAGAAAGAGAGUGGUGAGGAAUGGAAAACUCUGCGUGGAAAUGCAUCAUGGCGUGAAAGAGGAGAGAGAAACUUACCAGCGACUUGUGGACACUUUGCACUGAGCACAUUAAACCACAAUCUGUAUACUUCCUCAGGGUUUUCAGAAGGGGGGAAUAGAGCGUGACACCACUGUAUCUAUGUUGCACAGGUAUAAUUAUGGCAGGUGUCUGGUCGCAUAAUAAUCCUGUUUUAUCUGUGUUACCUAACUGAAAAUUAUACUGAAGAGUGCUUUGAACCAAAGACAUAAGAUAUUUAAGAUGCACUGUUAUUUAUGGUUUAAUUGUGACAAAGGCAUGGAUACUGUAUUUAUUCAUUCUGCUUAAUAAAUGACUGGUUUUUAAUCUUAAAAUGCUAUGAUAGUUUGUCAGACUUUUCCAAAUGAAGUCCAAGAUCUUUCCAGGCUAUA
This is a messenger RNA of Archocentrus centrarchus (flier cichlid), 1512 nucleotides long. RefSeq names its product glycosyltransferase 1 domain containing 1 (gene glt1d1). Lineage: Eukaryota; Metazoa; Chordata; Actinopteri; Cichliformes; Cichlidae. Bases 137 to 1168 code for a protein of 343 amino acids. The transcript has 12 exons. The record is from RefSeq and is a predicted model, not a curated record. Gene Ontology annotation, molecular function: glycosyltransferase activity.